Molecule: messenger RNA, 1281 nt
Organism: Rhizophagus irregularis DAOM 181602=DAOM 197198
Lineage: Eukaryota; Fungi; Glomeromycota; Glomeromycetes; Glomerales; Glomeraceae
Source: RefSeq, a predicted model, not a curated record
AUUUUUUUUUUUUUUACAGUGAAUAAUUGUACUUAUAUAUUUUUGAAUUCAACACAAAUUACUAACUUCAUAAUGGAAAAACUUCAAAAUAUUGUGAAAUCUUUGCCACAUAUGUCUAAAGACAUAGUGGACGACACAAUUCAUGAAAAAGUGUUAUCAUACUUAUCAGAAUACGCGUCGCAAGGUCCAAAAACAGUGGUCAAAUUCAUUGAAUGGGACAUCCUGGAUAUAAUACUCUUGCAUCAUGCGAGUGCACGAAGAUUACAGGAUUAUGGCAUUAUCAAUUCGUUUUCUUGCGCGUCUUUUGGCCAAUGAUGAUAGGCAUCAUGCUCCAUUGUUUUCUCAGCUACAUACAAACUAUAUGGGUAUACUUCAUUUUAUUUUAGACAAUGUAUUUAACGAAGAAGCUUUGAUGCGUCUUUCAUGUAUUGAGGCUUUAGAACAAAUAGUAAUUUAUAACCUUGGCGCUAAAUGGUUUCUCGAAUCAAAUAAAAGCCAUCAAAUCGUAGCAAAAUGUUUCGAUGAUUCUAGUACAUAUGUAACAGUUACAGCGUCUAAGCUACUCUUAACUAUAAUCAACAAUUGUUCAUUAUUCGCAAAACUCUCUUUAACUACGAAUUGGAAAAAUACUGAAACACAGGAUGCCCUUAUGGAUUCUUUAAUAACUUCACUUGAUCUUUUCAAUAAAAUAAAUCAAUUUGCGUUUGAUUCAUCUGUUGAUAUAAGGCGUCGUUUGGAAGCUUUGCAGAUAAUUUGGGAAUUAGUAAAUUCACGGACAAACAAUGCCAUCGAAUUUAUAAAACAAGGGCAUCUGUUGAACAGGUUGAAUGUUUUGUUAACUGAUCCAGAUAGAAAUAUAAGAGCAAGAGCAAACGACAUUUUGUGCAUAGUGCUAGAUUGGGUUCCUGAUCCGAUUUCUUUAUUUAAGAGAUCAGGAUCUUUAGAUACUAAAGACUCUGUCACAGAAACUUUGAAUUAUAUCAUAAAUGAUUUCGUUUUCCCGUUGUGGAAUACUGACUCUAGUUUUGAAAUGAUUACAAUGGCAGUCAAUAAAAUCCUGAAAAAUUUGAAUAUCUUCGGCACAAUUAUGUGCAUUUCGAAGUCAUAUUUGAGAAUGGUACAUUUGAAAAGUUAAAGAAACUUUUCCAAACAAAACGAAAUUUUGCUGGCCGGAAAUUAUUGAUUCUCAACAUAUUGCAUACAAUUCGCGUUAUUUCACAAAAAAAUGCUGCUGCAGUUGCGAACACAUCAUCAAUAUGCAUGAUACUAGAUAUUUUGUUU